AUGUGCUCCCAGUUCCCCGCGGAUGGUGGUGCGUCCGAAGAGGAAUGGGGUCAAAAACCCCGCCCAUCGAACUUCACGUAUUGGUCGGCGCCCAUUCGAGUCGGAGAAUGCCUGCGCCUUCUCCACACUUCUCGUGCAAGUCUCCGACUGCAGCAGGCUUUAACUCUCGCCCACUCCCCUUUCAUUCGGGCUUACAUCGAGUUGGGCCUCUGGUUUUGGUACUGCUCUCGCGUCAAAUUUCCCAAGGCCCAAUUCUCGAAAGGAGGCAUCAUGGAUGUCAACCAGAGAGCUACUGUCCAAACGGGCUGUGACGAUUAA
Messenger RNA from Protopolystoma xenopodis, 318 nucleotides. Lineage: Eukaryota; Metazoa; Platyhelminthes; Monogenea; Polystomatidea; Polystomatidae. The record is from the annotation of a GenBank genome assembly.